Molecule: messenger RNA, 1371 nt
Organism: Seminavis robusta
Lineage: Eukaryota; Bacillariophyta; Bacillariophyceae; Naviculales; Naviculaceae
Source: the annotation of a GenBank genome assembly
AUGAGAGGCCCACUGUCAAUGUCCAAACUGCUAGUGUCGAGGCAAUCCACAAAGAGUUCAAUUGGAGUGAGAAGAUGGGGGACAGAAAGGACAAGUCAGGCAUCGGCAUUUUCUCGGACCUUUACCGAUAGCAGCACCCAACCAUCAUCGGUGGUUGUGAGUCACCAUUCCUCCAGUAUUGCGGAUGGUACGGAUGGUGAACAUCCGACCAGAGUGCAACAAAGGAUCAACAAUAAGCGAACCACCUACAACCCUGAACGGGAGGAUGCUACCAAGCUUGUAGAUGAGUUACUACUUCGCACCCGCUCACUCAUGAAUGAACCGAUCCAAUCCACAAGCACAAGCCAUCACAAUCAUGACAAAGCUGAUGAUGUUCACGUACUACGACACGUAGUGGCAUUCUCGGGAGGGAUCGAUUCGUCUCUGGUACUGGCCUUGUUGAUGAAAGCCAAGGAGGAUCAACAACAACUAGUACAACAAUCAACGUCAUCAUCAUUAUCCAUUCAAGAGAGUGUCCAUGCUGUCCUUGGAACAUCUCCAGCAGUCCCUCAGGAUCAGAUUCGAUUGGCACAACAGGUGGCAGAUCACAUUGGGAUACCCCUCGUGCAAAUCGCGACCACGGAAGGAUCCGAUGAUACCUACAUUCAAAAUCAAGGACAGGCAUGUCUCGCCUGCAAAACACACCUCUACACGGCACUCCAAGCCGUCGCACAACAUGCGGUCCAACAAGAUGAACUACUACUACUAUCGCAGUCAUCCAAUAAUAAUUACCAACAACAACAACAUCAACUCUACAAUGGGACCAACGCCGACGACGUGCAAGACGCCACGCGGGUGGGAUUGAUUGCCGCCCGCAACUUUGACGUACAGUCACCACUCUUGCGGAUACCCAAACACGAUGUACGGCGUGCCGCCCAGCAUUUGGGUCUCCCCAAUUGGAAUGUCGCCGCAUCGCCCUGUUUGCGAUCGCGAUUGGCAUUGGGUGUCGAAGCGACGCAAGAUCACUUGCAACGCAUUGAACGAGCCGAAGCGUUUGUACGAAACGAACUGCAAAUUAUUAUUUCGGAAACCACCAAUCUACGAGUCCGAUUGCUCGCCAACAAUCGCGCCAUGUUGGAAAUGGAUGCCGAGCUCUUGCCACAUGUACCAUUACAAUCAACAACAACAACAACUACCAAAAACAACAAAACCAAGCAAUCGUGGGAAUCCUAUUUUGUACAAACUCUGGGAUUUGCUUCCAUUCAAGCAAGAGCCUUUCGAAGUGGGUCGGUGGCUGCUACUGCUUCCACGACAAACAACGCCACUGCCAAUGCACAGAACAAUAUCACUAGGAGAGACGCUGCCAAUGACGAGGAAGAGGCGGUGGCUUGA